Tinamus guttatus (white-throated tinamou) is the source of this 378-nucleotide messenger RNA. NCBI's taxonomy places the organism in Eukaryota, Metazoa, Chordata, Aves, Tinamiformes, Tinamidae. The record is from RefSeq and is a predicted model, not a curated record.
CCCUCCGUUUGGAAGAGAAGAUAACCACAUCUGGAGGAAAAAUAUUUGCUACCAAUGGGAAAAAAGCUGACUUCCAUACUGCGGUGCAGAAAUGCAAAGAGGCCGGGGGGUCCCUGGCCGCCCCGGGGACGGAGGGCGAGAACGCUGCCGUGCUCUACUUGGUGAGGCGCUAUAACACGUACGCCUACCUGGGCAUAAAGGAGUCCCUGAUUCCAGGCAAGUUCCGCUCCCUCGGCGGGGCCGAGCUGAGUUACACGCACUGGCACGUAAGGGAACCGUCCGGCAAAGGGGAAGAGGAGUGUGUGGAGAUGUACACUGACGGCACCUGGAAUGACAAGAAAUGCAACCAGAAUCGCCUUAUUGUGUGCCAGUUUUAGU